GGGACAUAAGUUGAGGAAAGAGAGCAUUUAAAAAUGGUCCAAAACGGUUGAAAUUGAAUCAUGAAGGAUGAUGGUUCGAACCAAUCUUUACCAUCAUUGCGAAUCUUUAGAGGUCGAUGGCCUCUUCUACUAACUAAUAUAGCCCUCUCAUAAUCCUAUAAAAUGACAAUAAUACCCUUCUCUGACCACUUCCACCACAAUUACCUAAAUACCCUCGCUCUAGUUCUGUGAACCGAAUCUUCUGUUUAGAGGACGAAUACGAUGAAGAGCCACGAGAAGGGUUUAGGCGACCUUGGGAAUUACGAAAAUAUCCCUAAAGAUCAAUUUCGAAAGAAGAGCAAGCAAGAAAACUCUUUUUUUUUUACUUCUCUCUCUCUAACUUCUUUCUCUUUAAUAUAGCAUCAUCAUUCACAUGACGCAAUAUGCACAAAUCUCCUCUCUCUCUCUCUCUCUUCUCGCGGCCGCCAUCUAUGCAGAAACACAACACAAUGCAUGAUUGUUGUGUCAGGAGAGAGAAGGUUCUUUCUCUCUUUCUUUAGCUUUUGGGGAUCUAUAUAACAGACAGUGUCUCACUUUGUUCUCUUUGUCCCUCUACCUUCUACACACACAAAAAAAUAGCGUCUCUCUUUUCUCUCUCAAUCUUCUUUGUUAACUCUGCUUCUCAACACUUCUUCCCAAAAGCAAGAAAGCAAAAAUGGAGAGGCUAAACUCAAAGCUGUAUGUAGAAAACUGUUACAUAAUGAAAGAGAACGAGAGGCUGAGGAAGAAAGCUGAGCUUCUGAAUCAAGAAAAUCAACAGCUUUUGUUUCAACUCAAACAAAAACUCUCCAAAACUAAGAACCCUAAUAAUGGAUCAAACAAUGACAACAAAUCAAGCUCUGCUUCUGGACAAUCUUGAUUUAAAAUCAAGAAGACGUGUUAGAGCAAAAGAGCUGGAAUUCGUAGGGAAAAGAAGAAGACCCAACCUUUUGGAAUUAUUUUUAUUUUGUUUGGUGUAAUGUAGGGAAGAUAAGUAGUAUCCAGUACUGUAGUAGUUAUUAUGAAAAGAAGAUUCUGUUUUAUUACAAGAAGACAGUGUCUCUCCGUUAGUCUUCUCAGUCAUAUUUUUUACUUUUGUUUCUAUUUUCUAUGUUAAUUAAAGAUCUUCCGGUGUGGGGUUGGGACUUUAGGAUAUGGUUGAUUCUUGGACUAACAUUUUGUACCUUUGCUCUAUUUAUCAAAUAUUGUCGAGUGCAUAUCAA
Messenger RNA from Arabidopsis lyrata subsp. lyrata, 1241 nucleotides. Its product is annotated as protein LITTLE ZIPPER 3. Bases 695 to 898 code for a protein of 67 amino acids. Lineage: Eukaryota; Viridiplantae; Streptophyta; Magnoliopsida; Brassicales; Brassicaceae. The transcript has 2 exons. The record is from RefSeq and is a predicted model, not a curated record.